Fukomys damarensis (Damara mole-rat) is the source of this 1898-nucleotide messenger RNA. It is a transcript of the gene Cnp, whose product is annotated as 2',3'-cyclic nucleotide 3' phosphodiesterase. Gene Ontology annotation, biological process: cyclic nucleotide catabolic process. The coding region runs from base 112 to 1314 and encodes 400 amino acids. The record is from RefSeq and is a predicted model, not a curated record. Gene Ontology annotation, cellular component: cytoplasm; membrane. Gene Ontology annotation, molecular function: 2',3'-cyclic-nucleotide 3'-phosphodiesterase activity. The transcript has 3 exons. NCBI's taxonomy places the organism in Eukaryota, Metazoa, Chordata, Mammalia, Rodentia, Bathyergidae.
AAGAGCCAGGCCAGGGCCGGGAGGGAGCAGGGCUGACAUCCUCUCCUCUCACAGAGCAGAGGCUUCUCCCGAAAGAGCCACACGUUCCUGCCCAAGGUCUUCCUCCGCAAGAUGUCAUCUGCGGGCGCCAGGGACAAGCCCGAGCUGCAGUUCCCAUUCUUCCAGGACGAGGCCACGGUGGCCACGCUGCACGAGUGCAAGACCCUCUUCAUCCUGCGCGGCCUUCCGGGCAGCGGCAAGUCCACGCUGGCACGGGCCAUCGUGGACAAGUACCGCGACGGCACCAAGGUGGUGUCGGCCGACACCUACAAGAUCACGCCUGGCCCGCGGGGCCCCUUCUCGGAGGAGUACAAGCGGCUGGACGAGGACCUGGCCGCCUACUGCCGCCGUGACGUCCGAGUGCUGGUGCUGGACGACACCAACCAUGAGCCCGAGCGGCUGCAGCAGCUCUUCGACCUGGCCGACCAAUACCAGUACCAGGUGCUGCUGGUGGAGCCCAAGACGGCGUGGCGGCUGGACUGUGCCCAGCUCAAAGAGAAGAACCAGUGGCAGCUGUCAGCCGACGACCUAAAGAAGCUCAAGCCCGGCCUGGAGAAGGACUUCCUGCCGCUCUACUUUGGCUGGUUCCUGACCAGGAAGAGCUCCGAGGCGCUUCGCAAGGCUGGCCAGGCCUUCCUGGAGGAGCUGGGGAGCCACAAGGCCUUCAAGAAGGAGCUGCGACACUUCCUCUCGGGGGAUGAGCCCCGGGAGAAGAUCGACCUGCUCACCUACUUUGGGAAGAGACCCCCAGGUGUGCUGCACUGCACCACCAAGUUCUGCAACCACGGAAAGGCACCGGGUGCUGACGAGUACGCGCAGCAGGAUGUGGUGAAGAAGUCCUACGGCAAGGCCUUCACGUUGACCAUCUCCGCCCUCUUUGUGACGCCCAAGACCGUGGGAGCCCGCGUGGAGCUGGGCGAGCAGGAGCUGCAGCUGUGGCCGGGCGACGUGGACAAGCUGUCCGUCUCCGACAACCUGCCCCGCGGCAGCCGCGCCCACAUCACCCUGGGCUGCGCGACCUCUGUGGAGCCAUUGCAGACGGGGAUCGACCUGCUGGAGAUCGUGCGGCAGGAGAAGGGGGGCAGCCGGGGCGAGGAGGUGGGCGAGCUGCCCCGCGGGAAGCUCCUCUCCCUGGGCAGCGGGCGCUGGGUGCUGAGCCUGGCCAAGAAGGUGGAAGCCAGGGCCAUCUUCACGGGCUACUAUGGGAAGGGCGAAGCGGUACCCACGCACGGAAGCCGGAAGGGGGGCGCCCUGCAGUCCUGCACACUGCUCUGAGGGUCCCCACACCCACUCCACCUUGUGUUUCCAGACCCUUUUUUUUACUUAAAGUUAACCUACUUGUAACUUUAAACCGUGUGAAGUAACCGCAGUCCGUGCCCAGCUGCCCCCUUCCUGCUAAUACUGGAGCCUCCGCAAGCCCGACCCCAGGUCCGUACCCACAGAUGCUGCCACACACAGCAGGGCCUGGAUGGGGCCUAGACCUGGGCCACGAUCACCCUGGCCCUGCAGGGUGCAGAAGGGGUUUCCCCUCCCGCCUCAUGUCUGCAGUCCGCCCCUUCCUGCGCACAAGUGGUAGCAGUUUGCUAGGCAGGGAAGGAAACGGAACCGAAAGCAGCAGCCUCGGCUGCAGUAGCCUCGGCCUCCCCCCGUGGCACCCCUGAGGCCUCCAGGUGUCCUGUGCAGGGCUGUGGCAGAAAGCACCUCGCCUACUGGGCCUAAGCCCAGGUGUGGGCCGUGGUCCCGGUAACGGGCCUUGCUAAUUGCUGUCAUCAGCGCAGUGCUGGGGUGCGAGUCACUGUCCCAUCCUGCCGGCCUUGGCGACUUGUAGACUGACAACAAAAUAAACUGUGUUAAUCCCA